Molecule: messenger RNA, 2235 nt
Organism: Fundulus heteroclitus (mummichog)
Lineage: Eukaryota; Metazoa; Chordata; Actinopteri; Cyprinodontiformes; Fundulidae
Exons: 12
Coding region: 168-1214 (348 amino acids)
Biological process (GO): cell division; regulation of exocytosis; cytoskeleton-dependent cytokinesis
Cellular component (GO): microtubule cytoskeleton; synaptic vesicle; septin complex
Molecular function (GO): GTP binding; GTPase activity; molecular adaptor activity
Source: RefSeq, a predicted model, not a curated record
GCCGUUGACCGGAAGCUUCUUGGUUAGAGAGGAAGGCGGGCUCAGGGAAGGAGUUUCCGGGUUCCCCUUCCUGGGCUGGGACGGUAGCAACAGGGAAAAGGCUCCGGUUGAUUAACAACACCUCAGAGUAACGUACAGGCUUAUCAGACCUUGUUUAGAAAGCAGUGAUGUCGCAGUCUGGAGAAAAAGGAAAGUUUCCAGAUUCAGCUGGCUAUGUGGGUUUUGCAAACCUCCCAAACCAAGUGCACAGAAAAUCUGUGAAGAAAGGCUUUGAAUUUACCCUUAUGGUAGUUGGAGAGUCUGGUUUGGGCAAAUCCACACUUAUAAACAGUCUGUUCCUUACCGAUCUCUACCCUGAACGCUACAUCCCCGGUGCUGCUGAGAAAAUUGAGCGGACAGUCCAAAUUGAGGCAUCUACUGUUGAAAUUGAGGAGAGAGGGGUGAAGCUUAGACUCACUGUGGUCGACACCCCCGGUUAUGGCGACGCCAUCGACAGCCAGGACUGCUUCAAGACCAUCAUCGAGUACAUUGACAAUCAAUUUGAGCGAUACCUACAUGACGAAAGUGGGCUGAACCGAAGGCACAUAGUGGACAACAGGGUGCACUGCUGCUUUUAUUUCAUUUCGCCAUUUGGACACGGUCUAAAGCCUCUGGAUGUGGAGUUCAUGAAGGCCAUCCACAGCAAAGUCAACAUCGUUCCAGUCAUCGCAAAGGCUGAUACGCUCACACUGAGGGAGCGGGAUCGUCUGAAGAGGAGGAUCCUCGAUGAAAUCGCCGAGCACGGGAUCAAAAUCUACCAGCUGCCUGACGCCGACUCUGAUGAAGACGAGGAGUUCAAGGAGCAGACCAGGGUGCUGAAGGCAAGCAUCCCCUUCGCUGUGAUCGGGUCCAACCAGCUGAUUGAGGUGAAAGGGAAGAAGAUCCGUGGCCGUCUUUACCCGUGGGGAGUAGUAGAGGUGGAAAAUCCAGAGCACAAUGACUUUCUGAAACUCCGCACCAUGCUUGUGACUCACAUGCAAGACCUCCAGGAAGUAACUCAGGAUCUGCAUUAUGAGAACUUCCGAUCUGAGAGGCUGAAGAGGGCCGGCAGAGCUGUGGAUGAGGAUGUGGUGGAUAAGGACCAGAUUCUGCUACAGAAAGAGCUGGAGCUGAGGCGCAUGCAGGAGAUGCUCGCUCAGAUGCAGGCCCAGAUGAAGAUGAAAUCUGACGAGUGAGCGGGUCGGAGCUGAAGGGAAGCUCUCCUGCGGCGCGUUUCCAGCACAGAAAGCCCUCCAGCUGCCCUCCCGCUCUCACAAACCCACCAGGAGCGUCGUCAUCGUCGCCUGCACGCGACUGCUUCCUCUUUUUGUUCCCAUCUUAGCAUCCAUCCACCAGCCGCCUGGAAGGCUGCACUGUUUAGUUUUUAUCCUUUUCAACCUCGAAAUUUAAUAAAAAGAAAUCAGUAAGCGGUGAUAAUCGUGAACGUUUAUCCGUUAAUUAACCUUACGUUUUUGGUGUCUGUCAAACUGCAGUCGAAAUCGGUACUAAGAGACGUUGCCAUCACUUACGUUUACAUAAAUUAUAGCACCAGUUUCUGUUCGUUUUGCUACCAUUUUCUGGAGGUUUUAACCUUGUUUUAAAAGAUUGUUUGCCCUGUUUUCCAUCCGCGUCCUUCAUGCUUUUUGACGGAGUGGCUGCAGCUCUUCACUUUCUCUUUGCUUCGUCCUCAACAGAGCACAUCUGUCCAGAACGAUGAGUUCAGCUGAACUUUACUAUCUGUAUAUUUAACAGUAAAAUCUGAUGCCUCACCAUGAAUUAAUAUAGAGACUAUCCCACCUGAGAAUCAUGCCACGUGCCUUUAUUUAUCUUAUGCCUAGAUGUUAGUGCCAAACUGAAAACAUAUCAAGUUUUCCUCGCGUGUGCUUAUUUGCUCCUGUUUUGCCACUUAACGGGUAAAUCUCUCUUUGUACACUACAUGUGCUCUUCUUCCAACAUACUGCCUACUUUUACUUCUUUAAAAAGAAACACAUUAGAUGCAUUAUUAAACUUUAUGUAAUCUCCCUCCAUUUGUUAGCAGAGUAAAUGUCCCCACUUUGUUCCAACACUGUUGUUAAUCUAAUGUCCCGAUGUUGUCAUCCUUGUCUUUUUCCUGACAUCAUUAUUUCUUAAAAUGUGCCAUAAAGGACUUGCAUUUAGCUGCAUACAAUCUUCUUUUGUAUUUUUCUGAAAUAAAGUCUGUUGAUAACUGAAGAAAAA